AUGGAUAUUGAUGAGGCUGUAAUGGAUAUUGAUGAGGCUGUAAUGGAUCUUGAUGAGGCUGUAAUGGAUAUUAAUGAGGAUGUAAUUGAUAUUGAUGAGGCUGUAAUGGAUAUUAAUGAGGAUGUAAUUGAUAUUAAUGAGGCUGUAAUGGAUAUUAAUGAGGCUGUAAUGGAUAUUGAUGAGGCUGAAAUGGAUAUUGAUGAGGCUGUAAUAGAUAUUGAUGAGGCUGUAAUGAAUAUUGAUGAGGCUGUAAUGGAUAUUAAUGAGGCUGUAAUGGAUAUUGAUGAGGCUGAAAUGGAUAUUGAUGAGGCUGUAAUAGAUAUUAAUGAGGGUGUAAUGGAUAUUGAUGAGGCUGUAAUGGAUAUUGAUGAGGCUGUAAUGGAUAUUAAUGAGGGUGUAAUGGAUAUUGAUGAGGCUGUAAUGGAUAUUGAUGAGGCUGUAAUGGAUAUUAAUGAGGCUGUAAUGGAUAUUAAUGAGGCUGUAAUGGAUAUUAAUGAGGCUGUAAUGGAUAUUAAUGAGGCUGUAAUGGAUAUUGAUGAGGCUGUAAUGGAUAUUAAUGAGGCUGUAAUGGAUAUUAAUGAGGCUGUAAUGGAUAUUAAUGAGGCUGUAAUGGAUAUUGAUGAGGCUGUAAUGGAUAUUAAUGAGGCUGUAAUGGAUAUUGAUGAGGCUGUAAUGGAUAUUAAUGAGGCUGUAAUGGAUAUUAAUGAGGCUGUAAUGGAUAUUAAUGAGGCUGUAAUGGAUAUUAAUGAGGCUGUAAUGGAUAUUGAUGAGGCUGUAAUGGAUAUUAAUGAGGCUGUAAUGGAUAUUAAUGAGGCUGUAAUGGAUAUUAAUGAGGCUGUAAUGGAUAUUAAUGAGGCUGUAAUGGAUAUUGAUGAGGCUGUAAUGGAUAUUAAUGAGGGUGUAAUGGAUAUUGAUGAGGCUGUAAUGGAUAUUAAUGAGGCUGUAAUGGAUAUUAAUGAGGCUGUAAUGGAUAUUGAUGAGGCUGUAAUGGAUAUUGAUGAGGCUGCAAUGGACAUCGAUGAGGCUGUAAUGGAUAUUAAUGAGACUGUAAUGGAUAUUGAUGAGGCUCUAAUGGAUAUUGAUGAGGCUGUAAUAGAUAUUGAUGAGGCUGUAAUGGAUAUUGAUGAGGAUGUAAUUGAUAUUAAGGAGGCUGUAAUGGAUAUUAAUGAGGAUGUAAUUGAUAUUAAUGAGGCUGUAAUGGAUAUUAAUGAGGCUGUAAUGGAUAUUGAUGAGGCUGUAAUGGAUAUUAAUGAGGCUGUAAUGGAUAUUGAUGAGGCUGAAAUGGAUAUUGAUGAGGCUGUAAUAGAUAUUGAUGAGGCUGUAAUGAAUAUUGAUGAGGCUGUAAUGGAUAUUAAUGAGGCUGUAAUGGAUAUUGAUGAGGCUGAAAUGGAUAUUGAUGAGGCUGUAAUAGAUAUUAAUGAGGGUGUAAUGGAUAUUGAUGAGGCUGUAAUGGAUAUUGAUGAGGCUGUAAUUGAUAUUAAUGAGGGUGUAAUGGAUAUUGAUGAGGCUGUAAUGGAUAUUAAUGAGGCUGUAAUUGAUAUUAAUGAGGCUGUAAUGGAUAUUAAUGAGGCUGUAAUGGAUAUUGAUGAGGCUCUAAUGGAUAUUGAUGAGGCUGUAAUAGAUAUUGAUGAGGCUGUAAUGGAUAUUGAUGAGGAUGUAAUUGAUAUUAAGGAGGCUGUAAUGGAUAUUAAUGAGGAUGUAAUUGAUAUUAAUGAGGCUGUAAUGGAUAUUAAUGAGGCUGUAAUGGAUAUUGAUGAGGCUGUAAUGGAUAUUAAUGAGGCUGUAAUGGAUAUUGAUGAGGCUGAAAUGGAUAUUGAUGAGGCUGUAAUAGAUAUUGAUGAGGCUGUAAUGAAUAUUGAUGAGGCUGUAAUGGAUAUUAAUGAGGCUGUAAUGGAUAUUGAUGAGGCUGAAAUGGAUAUUGAUGAGGCUGUAAUAGAUAUUAAUGAGGGUGUAAUGGAUAUUGAUGAGGCUGUAAUGGAUAUUGAUGAGGCUGUAAUGGAUAUUAAUGAGGGUGUAAUGGAUAUUGAUGAGGCUGUAAUGGAUAUUGAUGAGGCUGUAAUGGAUAUUGAUGAGGCUGUAAUGGAUAUUAAUGAGGCUGUAAUGGAUAUUAAUGAGGCUGUAAUGGAUAUUGAUGAGGCUGUAAUGGAUAUUAAUGAGGGUGUAAUGGAUAUUGAUGAGGCUGUAAUGGAUAUUAAUGAGGCUGUAAUGGAUAUUAAUGAGGCUGUAAUGGAUAUUGAUGAGGCUGUAAUGGAUAUUGAUGAGGCUGCAAUGGACAUCGAUGAGGCUGUAAUGGAUAUUAAUGAGACUGUAAUGGAUAUUAAUGAGACUGUAAUGGAUAUUGAUGAGGCUCUAAUGGAUAUUGAUGAGGCUGUAAUGGAUAUUCAUGAGGCUGUAAUGGAUAUUGAUGAGGAUGUAAUGGAUAUUGAUGAAGCUGUAAUGGAUAUUGAUGAGGCUGUAAUGGAUAUUGAUGAGGCUGUAAUGGAUAUUAAUGAGGCUGUAAUGGAUAUUAAUGAGGCGGUAAUGGGUAUUGAUGAGGCUGUAAUGGACAUUGAUGAGGCUGUAAUGGAUAUUAAUGAGGAUGUAAUGGAUAUUGAUGAGGCUGUAGUGGAUAUUAAUGAGGCUGUAAUGGAUAUUAAUGCUUGUUAA
Neoarius graeffei (lesser salmon catfish) is the source of this 2646-nucleotide messenger RNA. Its product is annotated as extracellular matrix-binding protein EbhA-like. Gene Ontology annotation, biological process: signal transduction. The record is from RefSeq and is a predicted model, not a curated record. Lineage: Eukaryota; Metazoa; Chordata; Actinopteri; Siluriformes; Ariidae. The coding region runs from base 1 to 2646 and encodes 881 amino acids. The transcript has a single exon. Gene Ontology annotation, cellular component: membrane.